AUGUUGUUCCACUUUCUAACCAUCGUGAACUUUGUCCUCGGACAGACGAGGCCAAACUCGACCUUCUACAACCCGAUAUUACCAGGUUUUCACCCAGACCCCAGCUGUAUCUUUGUCCGAGAAUGGGACAACACAUUUUUCUGCGCCACCUCUAGCUUCAACGCCUUCCCUGGCAUCCCCAUUCACGCAAGCAAGGACUUACAGAAUUGGAAACUAAUUGGUCAUGUUUUGAACAGACGAGAGCAGCUCCCGAGGCUUGCUGAAACGAACAGAUCGACAAGCGGGAUAUGGGCACCAGCUCUACGAUACCACGAGGGUAACUUUUACCUCGUCACAACGCUCGUGGAUGACGAUCGUCCUCAAGAAGAUCCAUCGAGGUGGGAUAACAUCAUUUUUAAGGGUAAAAACCCUUACAAGCCCUCUUCAUGGUCGAUCGCGACGCAUUUUACGUUCCAGGGGUAUGAUACAUCGCCCUUCUGGGAUGUUGAUGGGAGGUCCUAUAUUUCCGGAGCUCAGGCGUGGCGCGUGAGUCCGGGGAUUUACCAGACAACAGCGAAUCUCGACACCGGAGAAAUCGGAGAAUGGAAGUCGAUUUGGAAUGGCACCGGAGGCAUGGCCCCGGAAGGACCGCACAUCUACCGAAGAGACGGUUAUUACUACCUUAUGGUGGCAGAAGGUGGUACCGGCCUUGGACAUAUGGAAACUAUUGCGCGUUCGAAAGCCAUUGGCGGCCCAUACGAGGUGAACCCUGCAAAUCCAAUAUUGACGAAUGCCAAUACGACGAAUUACUUUCAGACAGUUGGACAUGCCGACCUAUUCCAGGACCCAUCAGGAAACUGGUGGGGCGUUGCUCUCUCCACCCGUGGUGGCGCCGAUUACCUCUACUAUCCUAUGGGCCGCGAGACUGUGAUGGCGCCUAUGACUUGGAGGAAGGGCGAGUGGCCAGUCUUCAGCCAAAUUCGUGGUGAAAUGAGCGGCUGGGCGUUCCCACCUGUUAACAAGAAUAUCGACGGCGAAGGGCCAUUCAUCAACGAGGGCGACAACAUCGACUUCGGGCCAGGCUCCAAAAUUCCGGCGCAUUUUACAUAUUGGAGAUUUCCAAUUACCGACUCGUUCACCAUUUCGCCACCUGACCACCCAAAUACUCUACGCGUUAAGCCAUCACGACUUAACCUUACAGCCCUGAAUGGAAAUUACGCAGGGCCAGAAGGACAGUCAUUUGUCGGACGCCGACAACAAGACACUCUUUUCACCUAUAGCGUCGACAUCGACUUUGCUCCGAAGGUGCUCGAAGAAGAGGCUGGCGUGUCUGUAUUCCUGACGCAAAAUCACCACCUCGAUAUGGGUAUCGUCAUGCUCCCAGGGACUUCCAGCACGAUGCCUUUCCCUGGCACAAAUUUGACCCAAGCGCCUAGCACAGAACUCGCACCUCACUUCCGAUUUCGUGGAGAAUCGUAUGUGCCAGUUCCUGCGCCGGUUAUUACACCCGUUCCAACGGCGUGGAUGAAUCGCCGCCUAACGCUCGAGAUCAAGGCGUUUAACAAAACACAUUAUUCGUUCUCCGCGGGUCCAGCAGGAGCAAAAUCCCAGAUGCAGACGGUAGCAGCAGUGUCAAACGACCCUGUAAGCUGGGGAUUUACUGGCACAAUCCUUGGUGUCUACUGCACAACCAACGGCGGUUCUGGCAAUGCAGAGGCGUACUAUUCGAAGUGGAUAUACAGUCCGCAGGGCCAAUUUAGGGACUAA
Messenger RNA from Cyclocybe aegerita, 1746 nucleotides. The record is from the annotation of a GenBank genome assembly. Lineage: Eukaryota; Fungi; Basidiomycota; Agaricomycetes; Agaricales; Hemipholiotaceae.